GUAGCAUUGGCGAAUUAACGGGCGCUUAGAGGUGUACUUUUGGACAGACCUGGCAUAGAUUUGAAAGAGCCAAAAAUUGAUAAAAAGGUCGCUAGUAGUAUGUACUUGUCCAGCGUGUACAACAGCAGGUGGAUGGAGGAGCGGCCCCGCGAAUGAAAUCAUGGAACAUUGAGCAUCCCCGCCAUCGGCAAUGCUGAAAAAAUUGACUGUCCUUUCUUAUGCCCACGAGUGACGAGUGACUCACGCCUGUUUGAAAUCCAGUGUCAAUUGCUGGUUAUAUCUUCUGCGCUUUUCCCCCUGACCUUUACCUCUCUUUUGCUAUUCUCCCUCUUAUACAACCUUUCUAAUUCUUCCCCGCGGCACCCCCACCGACUGGGUCUCCGACUACCCAUCAUGCCUAUGCUCAAAGAUCCUUCCAAGAAAUACAGGCCGUUCAAACCCCUGCAACUGCCUAACCGCCAAUGGCCCGAUAAGACUAUCGACAAGCCUCCUCGGUGGCUGGCCACUGACCUGCGAGAUGGAAACCAGAGUCUGCCAGAUCCUAUGGAUGGGGACCAAAAACUCCGCUUCUUCAAGAUGCUCGUCGAGAUCGGCUACAAGGAAAUCGAAGUCUCCUUCCCCUCCGCCUCGCAAGUCGACUUUGACUUUACCCGUAACCUCGUCGAGACGCCCGGCCUCGUCCCCGAUGACGUCUGGCUUCAGGUUCUUUCGCCAUGCCGUGAAGACUUGAUCCGCCGCACAGUCGAGUCCCUCAGGGGAGCGAAGAAGGCCAUUCUGCACAUCUACCUCGCGACGAGCCCGUGUUUCCGCCGGAUUGUGUUCAACAUGGACAAGCAGAAGAGUCUGGAGAUGGCCGUUCGCUGCACAAAGUUUGCGCGCUCAAUCACGAAAGACGACCCGUCGAUGGCAGGUACCGAGUGGCAGUUCGAGUUCUCCCCCGAGACUUUCUCAGAUACGGAGCCCGAGUUCGCAGCGGAGGUCUGCGAGGCCGUCAAAGCUGCCUGGGAGCCCACAGCCGAAGUCCCCAUCAUCUUUAACCUCCCUGCCACAGUUGAAAUGUCAACACCCAAUGUCUUCGCCGAUCAGAUCGAGUUCUUCUGCCGCAGCGUUUCAGAGCGCGAGAAGUACGUCGUCUCCGUACACCCGCACAACGACCGUGGCUGCGCUGUAGCCGCCGCCGAACUCGCACAGAUGGCCGGUGCCCAACGGGUCGAGGGAACCCUCUUUGGUAACGGCGAGCGAACCGGAAACGUUGAUCUCGUCACUCUCGCCCUGAACCUCUACACACAAGGUAUCUCUCCCGAGGUCGACUUCUCAGAUAUCAAUGCCGUCAUCAAGGUAGUAGAAGAGAGCAACAAAAUCCCCGUGAACGAGCGAUGGCCGUACGGUGGGCAGCUGGUCGUGUGCGCAUUCAGCGGCAGCCAUCAAGACGCCAUCAAGAAGGGCUUCAAACUCCGCGAAGACGCCCACGCCACCGACGACGACAAGUGGGAGAUUCCCUACCUCCCGCUCGACCCUCAGGAUAUCGGCCGCACAUACGAGGCCGUCAUCCGUGUCAACUCGCAAAGCGGCAAGGGUGGCGCCGCCUGGAUCAUCUUGCGCAGUCUGGAGCUGGAUCUCCCGCGCGCACUGCAGGUCGAGUUCUCCAAGAUUGUGCAGAAGAAGACCGAGGAUGUCAACCGCGAGCUGCGGCCCUCAGAGAUUGUCGAACUCUUCGAGGACGCCUACCACCUAAAGUCGAACCCGCGCUUCACCCUCGUCGACUACAACAUUACUACGGAUCGCUCGCAAUCUCCCGCGCCGCCAGAGCCCGGUAAGGCGCUCAACACGAAGAACCUCAAGCGUCGGUUCACGGGUAUCGUCGAAAUCGACAACCAGCAACACGCUAUCACCGGCGUUGGUCCCGGUGCUAUCUCUUCUCUUGCGAACGCCCUUGCAACCCUGGGAAUUGACCUCGACGUUGUCGACUACAAGGAGCACUCGAUCGGUCUCGGCCGAGACGUCAAGGCUGCCACAUAUAUUCAGUGUACCGCUGCCGGCAGCAAGCAGCAAGUAUGGGGUGUUGGUAUCCACCAGGACGUGGUGCAAGCCAGUUUGAUUGCCCUUCUCAGCGCUGCUAGCUCUUUCCUAACUAGCCGCGCCGGCUCCCCUGCCCCAUUCCGCCCCCAACGCUCUAACACCUUCACCGACGAGGACCUCCAAGCGCUGGAGCUCCUCGCCGGCUCGAACGACGCCGCGGCGAAACUCACCGUUGGACAACCCGUGACCUCGAAGCCUACAGUAGACCUGGAGGCGCUGACAAAGGCGGCGGCUAGUCAGUAGGGUAGCAAACAUUGGGUAUCAAGUGAUAUUAGGUGAAUGGCGAUUUGAUGUGACAGAAUAGCUUGCUUGCACUUGGUUGAUGUUGGCUAUCUAUUCGGGGAAGGGGAAGGGGACGGGAAGAUAAAAGCGUUGCGUAGUAUACCAUUUGAUAAUGACUUCGUGAAGAGUAUUGACCUGUCUAGUACUGUAGUUUUAAGUCGAACCGUCCUAGAGGGGGUACCCAAUCGCCUAUGCAACAAUCGCCGCUUCACCGAACCUGUUUGGUGUCAUUAUACCCGAUUUCCCAGACCCCAAUUGAAGCCCCGCAUAUUAUAUACGGAGAACUAUACGUAUAUGGAAGGACCAGGAUCCAUAUUCCCGGGCAAUUCACCCGAUUCUCCGUCCGAAUCUGCAGGAUCCUGCAUGGAAGAUUGGGCGUCAGAAUACCGCAGUAUCACAGCCACAAGCUAAUUACUUGCAGGCACUAAUGAUGACGAGAGUUCGGAGAAUUAGACAAGAGAUCUUGGAAGGCGCUUCCCCUUCCCUUCCCCGGAUAAACCCCGCUAGGCUGAACGGCUGAAGAGUUGAAUGUGCUUGGCCCUUCUCCAGUUAUCUUCGGCUGAGCAUAUGUCUCUGAUCCUCCGAGACUUGACAUCCUUCAUAGUUUCAUCUUUGACUUGGCGUUCCUUCCACUUUGCCAUCACUCCAGAAUAGUAUACUCAUCAUGAAGACAGCUUGAUCGAUAUCCAGCUUCCUCUCAAAAAUGUCUUCAGAAAAGAUCAUGCGAUCCAUUUAUCUCCGCUACGGAGUAGACCCAAGGUACUCCAUCUCCGCAAAGAGAUGACGCCUUGUUCUCCGCAUCGCCAAGAAGAAAAUCUAUACAACCACAUUGCUGUCUCACCUCUACUCCCCCCGUCCCCCGAGCCACCGACUCCGACCUCCGAUUUUCGAACCGGAACAGGGACUGAUCGUCUUGAAGAUAUUACCCCGGACCACACCAUGACGUACAGGCGCUUAGGGGCUGAGCUCUCUCAGAUUUUCCUCCAGUUGGAGGGAGCGGUCGAGCGGGCAUAUUGCGGAGGAUUAAGCGGAGAGGAUUCUGUUUGCAGGAAGCAGGAGUCUGGGGAAGGAGGCUGAGGUCCGUAUGCUGGUAUUGGGAUAUAUAAAGGAGGACUGCCUGACUGUUCCUAUGAGGACAUCAGGACACGAAAACAAGAAAGGCAGAAACGAAAUCAUCCACAGGAGAGGUUCUGCAUUCGCUCAUCUGAGCUACACAUUCCAACAUGCGAUUCCUCUAUGCUCUGAGCCUGGCAGGAGCUCUUCUCCUCAGGGGAGCCAUUGCUCUCGAUCCACGCCCAGUCGAAAACCUUGGCCGAGGUGUCGUUGCCGUCCGCGCAAGCGACGAAGACAUACUCGUAACCUGGCGCCUGCUAGGUCUCGACCCCGAAGAUAUCGCUUUCAACGUCUACCGCUCCACCGGAGACAAUGGCGAGGCCGAGCUCCUGAACGAUGAGCCACUGACCUCAAGCACCGGAACAAACUACCUUGACAGCACUGCAGACCCCUCGCAAGCCAAUACCUACUUCGUGCGCCCCAUUCUCGACGACGAAGAACAAGAAGCUAGCGGCACUUUCACGCUCCCAGCCGAUAACACCGUCGAGCCCGCCAUCCGUAUCCCAAUUCGCGAUUCAGGGCCGUUCAAGUUUGUCUGGGUGGGCGAUCUUGAUGGCGACGGGGAAUAUGAUUUCGUCAUCGAUCGGAUCAACACGCAGCAGAGUCUCGAGGCGUACACGUCGAAUGGAACGUUUUUGUGGGAGCUGCAGUACGGACCCAAUAGCGAAAACCAAAACAACAUUGAGCCUGGCUCAACCGCGAUUUCUGUCGGGAACUGGGACGGUGUAACUGUGUUUGAUUUCGACAGUGACGGGUAUGCUGAGGUUGCCGUGCGGAUUGCGAACGGAGUUGUGUUUGGGGACGGCGAGGUCUUUGAGAACGACAACGAUGACGAACAGUGGGUUGCGAUCCUUGAUGGCCA
Molecule: messenger RNA, 4336 nt
Organism: Aspergillus calidoustus
Lineage: Eukaryota; Fungi; Ascomycota; Eurotiomycetes; Eurotiales; Aspergillaceae
Source: the annotation of a GenBank genome assembly